Messenger RNA from Pseudoliparis swirei, 2479 nucleotides. It is a transcript of the gene mgme1, whose product is annotated as mitochondrial genome maintenance exonuclease 1. The transcript is spliced from 5 exons. Gene Ontology annotation, cellular component: mitochondrion. Bases 306 to 1361 code for a protein of 351 amino acids. Gene Ontology annotation, biological process: mitochondrial DNA replication. The record is from RefSeq and is a predicted model, not a curated record. Lineage: Eukaryota; Metazoa; Chordata; Actinopteri; Perciformes; Liparidae. Gene Ontology annotation, molecular function: single-stranded DNA exodeoxyribonuclease activity.
UACCGCCCAUAGACUCAAAGAGGGCACCACUGGCUCAAUGAUACGCUACGCAUUAUGGGUAAUGUAGUUACUAUCAUUACAAAUACCCGGAACUUCGUGUCCCAUCUACGGAAGUUUGUGUGGCCGAAUAUGUGCGUCGUGUAGAAACAGUGCUGUUUCUCGGAACGAGUUACUCUGGAACAUGUUGGGGCAAGUACCGUCACACAAAUAAAGGGCAUAAUAGUACUGUGAAAACACUCAAACCACUGUACGUGCGCUGUAUGUAGUCAGUUAACGUUAUUGUCUUAUUUCGUGAAGUGCUCACAAUGUUUGUUGUGAAACGCGGAACGUGCGUUGGAGGUCAGGUGGUCUCCCUAUGCACCGCCCUCUCGGUGAGCAAGUUCUCCGCUUGCCGUUGCCUACGAUCCGCAAAGAGACGCAGUUCGUACAGCUCUGUGGACAGCGAGCGCUACUCUUCUCUCAUGAAGUCCGUCAUGUCAUCCAGGGUCAGUUCCCAAACCCCCGACACCCUCCAAGUGGAGGACGAACACAUGUAUGGACCUGGUGUCAAAGCGUCAACACCCUCCUCGAAACCAGCGACCAGGGUUCCCAAAACCCUGCAUCCCUUCUUGCACCUUAAGGAGACUCUUGAAACGGAGGAGUCGGAGUCUGGACCUCCAACCCGGAUUGUGUUAAACCGGGCGGACACGCCUCUCGUUCCGAGUGUGACCCGCAUUCUUCAGGAGACGCUUUCCCCAUCGCAGAUCUUCUACCUGGAGAGGUGGAAGAAGAAGAUGACGGCGGAGCUCGGAGAGGAGGGCUUCAAAGAAUACAGUCAGAAUCUAUUCAGGCAAGGGAAGCUUUUCCAUUCAGCUGUGGAGGACAUCCUGACGUCCUGUGCAACUCGGGAGAACACAAAUCCUCCGGAGACUUCCGAGUAUCCACCUGAGGUCCAGGGAUACCUGGAGAGUAUCUCUCACGUACUGAAUGACGUCAGGGCCGUGAGAGCCACUGAAAGCACUGUACACCAUGACACGCUGAACUAUCUGGGCAUUUUGGAUUGUGUCGCUCGCUACAGGGGAGUACUGUGUGUUAUCGACUGGAAGACUUCAGAGAAGCCCAAACCAUUCCUGAGCAACACCUACGACAACCCUGUUCAGGUGGCAGCCUACGCUGGUGCUCUGAACAAUGAUGCCAACUACAAAUACCAGGUUGAACAUGGACUCAUUGUAGUCGCCUACAAGGACGGCUCACCGGCCCAUGCUCAUCAGUUGAGCUCAGAGCUGAUGUUGGAGUACUGGAACACUUGGUUGAUUCGUCUCGAAGAGUGCACAGAACAAAGAUCCAGACUUGCAUCAAAUUCUUCUGAGCAAAAGAGAUGAGACACCUGAAGAGAGGUCUGCAAGGAGCAGGGCACUUCAGUUACAGACAACUGAACCUGGAGUGAAAAUAUAACAUGCAAGUAGGAGGAUAAAAACCUAAACCUUAAAUGAUUACCCCUUUUCUACACAGGGAGCAACAUCAUUAAGAAGCCCCAUUGAGGUAUUUUAAAAACCAUUGAAUUCAAACCAGACUUCCCUGUACGAGGGGUCCUCGAUAGAGCCCAGGCUUUUAACCCUUGUGUUGCCUUCGGGUCAAUUUGACCCGAUUCAAUGUUUCACCCUCCUGUCGCCUUUAUAUUUACUAACAUGUUUUCCCCUUGAGGUCAAAAUGACCCCAGCUAUUAAAAUCUCCAGAAAAUUAUUAGAAUUAAUAUUGUUUUCCAAGUUUAAGUGUGAGGUACUUUAUGUUUGUUUGUUGACUCCCGAAAGAACACCGACAUUAAACAUUGAAUCGGGUCAAAUUGACCCGAAGGCGACAGGAGGGUUAAAUAUUGAAUCGGGUCAAAAUGACCCGAAGGCAACACAAGGGUUAAAGAGCCUGUGGGAGACCUCGUGCUCCUCUAUGAAGCAGCACACUGAGGAGCCCUCAGUCUGGAGUCUCCUGGCCAUGGCGCCGAUCAGGACUUUGGCCUUUCCCUCUGUGCUCGCACACGACGUGUAGGUCAGGAUCCAGGAUGAAGGCUUUCCAUCUGCGUGUUCAAGAUCAUCCUGACGGUGUCCUCGUUCUUUCCAAACGUCUAUGUUUGAUUCACCAAUCCAACCAGAGAGACGAGCGAGACCCCUGAGCUGAUGCAGAGCGGAGUUCUGUUUUAAUACUGAACUAUUUCACCUAAGAUAAUGAUUUCGUCCCACACUAGACACUCAAAGAUUGCCCUGCAUGGCUCUACCUGUCAACAGAGGGAAGGUCGGAUACGACCUCCAGUGUCAUCAGGUGACACACUGCCAGUGUUCUGCAGGAGCUGCUGUUUAUCAUGCCACUGCUUUGACUGUCUCCUCGUCGUGAAGAUUGAUUCCUUGGACAGAAGUCAUGAAGGAAAUGCUAUUAAAUGUGUCAAACUUACUUUUGUAUUUGUAUUUCUUUUGCAUUUUGUACAAUUAAAGAUUUGAGUCUACCAGAA